Messenger RNA from Zingiber officinale, 1457 nucleotides. Its product is annotated as probable trehalose-phosphate phosphatase 6. Gene Ontology annotation, molecular function: trehalose-phosphatase activity. Lineage: Eukaryota; Viridiplantae; Streptophyta; Magnoliopsida; Zingiberales; Zingiberaceae. The record is from RefSeq and is a predicted model, not a curated record. The transcript has 11 exons. Gene Ontology annotation, biological process: trehalose biosynthetic process. The coding region runs from base 127 to 1227 and encodes 366 amino acids.
CCGGCGUCGCUACAGCCGGCAGCCCUCAUCAUCGACCGCUAGCUGCGAUUCCAUAGCUCUCCCUCCCUUCGGCGAUCAUUUCGUUCUUCUCCUUUUCUGCUAGGAUUAAUCCGAUUGCCCUCCCCCAUGACGAAGCAGAAUGUUGCGCCGGCGGAGGCCGUCGCCUCCAUCGCGGUGGCGAGCUCUCCCCCCUUGUUCGCCUACACGCCACCUCUCUCCGUCCGCAAGAAGUGCCUUCCGCAGAUCGAACUCGACGGCGGGAAGGCGGUCUCUUGGUGGCUCGACUCCAUGAGGGCCUCCUCGCCCACCCGCGCCAAGACGGCGGCCGCCACCGGACCUCUCGCCGAUGCCGUAUUCAACGAUCUGUCCGAUUUGAGGAUGCGGCAUCCGUCGGCUUUGAGCAACUUCGAUCAAAUCGCGAGCGCUUCCAACGGGAAGCAGAUCGUGAUGUUUCUGGACUACGACGGGACGCUUUCCCCCAUCGUCGACGACCCCGACUCGGCCUUCAUGACGAACGCGAUGAGGAAGGCAGUGAGGGAAGCAGCGAGGAACUUCCCCACAGCGAUCGUAAGCGGCCGACGCCUCGACAAGGUAAUUAACUUCGUCCAAUUAGCCGAGCUGUACUACGCCGGCAGCCAUGGCAUGGACAUCAAAGGUCCUGAGAAGUCCCGUCACGCCAAGUCCAAAGAUGCCAAAGGAGUUCUCUUUCAACCAGCCAGUGAGUUCCUGCCCAUGAUCGACACGGUGCAUAGAACAUUACUAGACAGAACCAAGUCCACUCCUGGCGCCAAAGUGGAGAACAACAAGUUUUGUGCAUCUGUCCACUUCAGAUGCGUGGAUGAAAAGAAUUGGGGGACACUGUUCGAGCAGGUGAGGUCUGUGUUGAAAGGCUACCCAAAAUUGCGGCUCACGCAAGGAAGAAAGGUGCUGGAGAUCCGUCCGACUAUCAAAUGGGAUAAGGGGAAGGCACUGGAGUUCCUGUUAGAGUCACUGGGAUUCGCCAACUGCAGGAAUGUAAUGCCGAUCUACAUAGGCGAUGAUCGAACUGACGAAGAUGCAUUCAAGGUUCUGGAAGAAAGUGGACAAGGCAUUGGAAUCCUUGUUUCGAAGUUUCCAAAGGAGACAAAUGCUACUUAUUGCCUUCAAGAGCCAUCUGAGGUUAAGGACUUCUUGGUUCGGCUUGUCGAGUGGAAACGCCGGCAGACGAAGGCUGUAUCAAAGGUGUAGAAAGAUUGGACACAGAGCUCAUAAAGAGAUGGAGUUUUUCUCCUCCUGUUUUUUCUCUCGUUCUAUUUUUUCUUGGGUCUGAAAGCUCUGCAACUCGAGCUUUCUUCCCUCCUGCACAAGCAGAUGAUCGAAUCAUGUAAGUAGAUCAGUGUACAAUCGAGAAAGAUGAAAUGACAACUCUGGUUAAACAAAGUGUUCACUAUGCAAUUCUCUGGAAUAUAAAGAUUGUU